AAUAAUGCUAAGACGAAUAAUGUGAAAAUUGCAUAGAGGAAUGAUAUAUUCAUCAGGUUACAAAAGAUGAACAUCUUCGUUUCAAAAAACAAAAAAUUGAACAUGAGUUGGAAUGAAGGGAACAUUCCAAGUGCAUCCAUCAAAACUUACGCUGAACAACAGAGCAUGUGACGUGCUCGAGUUGGGCAAUCUGUUGUACUCCAGCAGGUACUUGAUUCCCAUGGCAUGAUGGGCCAAGAGGAAAUCACCUCGGGGACUGGGGAGUCUUAUGCUGGUAGCUAGUCCAUUCAUGAAAGUAAUCCUAUGUGGUACGAGUGUCAGUGGAGAAGAGAACCAUGUUGGCCCUUUGCAGAGGCUGGUACAGGUAGGAAAUGCUUUACUCCCCUCCCUGUACUACCUGUGGCGAAGAGAGCCAUGCUGCGAGUUGUGUUGGAUGGGGUGGUACAGUUGUUAGCUUCCCGAUUCUCUGAUUCUCUGAAAGAAGUAUUUUUUGUUAAAAGUAAUUCUUUUUGAUUCUCUAGUAUAAACUCUUAAAAUCAAGAUGGAGAAUCACUUCACAAAAUCAAAGAAGCUACUUUUCAGCUCCCAACAUCUUAGUUCGUUUCAGAUAAUCACUUCACGGAAUCAACAGAUAAUAUUUCUUUCUAAAAAAACUGUUUUGACAGAACUCUGGCUGGAUUCAGAGAAUCAGUAGGUCUGCCAAACUUACCCCUUAGUCCUGAUCAAACCAAAUUCCGCAGCCCAGUUAAACUUUGUGCUCCAGUAAAGCCCAAUCACGAGGCCCAAAAAGCUUCCUUGUAGCAACCGUGGUGGCCCCAUCUCCUCCGCCGCUCGCCGGUGCUCGCGAUGGCUUCCUCGGCCGCCGCCGCCGCCGCUCGCCGCCUCCUACUCCUCCGCCACCGCCACGGCCACCUGCUCCCCAAACGCCACCUCUCUUCCUCGUCCGCAGCCGACAGCCUUGACGAUGGCGGCGGAGGCGGCGGCCGCGUCAAGAUCUUCGACCGCGACCUGAAGCGCCGGCACCGGGACCGCGCGGCGUGGGCGAUGCGGGAGGCCGACGGGUUCGUGGACGCCGUCGCGGAUAACCUCCUCGACCGCCUCGAGGACUGCAGGAAGGCGUUCCCCUCCGCGCUCUGCCUCGGGGGUUCUGCCGGUGCCGUCCGCCGCUUGCUCCGCGGUCGCGGUGGAAUCGAGAAGCUGAUCAUGAUGGACAUGUCAGCCGACAUGGUGAGGAAGUGGCGAGAGUCAGAGAAUGCUACCGACGACGGACCGGAGACGCACUUUGUUGUUUGUGACGAGGAGUUCCUUCCGAUCAAAGAAAGCUCACAGGAUUUGAUAAUAAGCUGUCUUGGACUUCAUUGGACAAAUGAUCUUCCUGGAGCAAUGAUACAGUGUAGGCUGGCAUUGAAACCUGAUGGCCUUUUUCUUGCUGCAAUUCUUGGUGGAGAAACACUGAAGGAGCUUAGAAUUGCAUGCACAGUUGCACAAAUGGAACGAGAGGGGGGCAUCAGUCCUCGAAUGUCACCUUUAGCACAAGUCCGUGAUGCAGGAAACCUUUUGACAAGGGCAGGCUUCACCCUUCCAGGAGUUGAUGUUGAUUCCUAUACUGUCAAAUACAACAGUGCUUUGGAACUUGUUGAACAUCUGAGAGCAAUGGGGGAAACAAAUGCUCUGUUUCAAAGAAAUCCUGUGUUAAAAAGGGAUACAGCCUUGGCGACUGCAGCAAUUUACCAGUCAAUGUUUGGGUUAGAGGACGGAUCUAUUCCAGCAACCUUUCAAGUAAUUUACAUGACUGGCUGGAGGGAGCAUCCAUCACAGCAAAAGGCUAAGAGAAGGGGUUCCGCGACCAUAUCAUUCAGUGACAUACAGAAACAAUUUAGUCCCAGUGAGAACUGAGCUUUGCUGCUUCAAGAUGUGUUCCCUAACCCCUUGAUCUAAAAUAAAAAACAACAACACAUGAGGAAAGAAAAGAAAUCCUCCAACAGUUCCACCCCAAAGCUUCAUAUUUUUGAGGGUUCACAUUUGCGGAAAGCAGGUGCGCUUCCGUUGGUUGUGUCAAUGUGAUGUGGGAAUCCGCUUAAUCUGUAUUGGCCAUGAUUCUGCUGUGAAUAGUCAGCGCAUGUACAACCGAUGCUGCCUGUUGUAUGAAAGGUUGAUACUGAGUUUGAUGGAAUCCAGAACUUGAACUUCGUCUGUUGUGUUGUGUUAUUCCAUCUGCCAUGUCCAUGGCCUAGCUUGCUACAGUGUUACAGGACAUGACCACUACUGUUGUGAUAUAUCUGUGUACCAACAAAAAGAACGUGCUCAAGUUUCCUUUUGCAUAUUUGGCAGUACCAACCGGCUUGUGCUGGGUUGUUUU
Setaria italica (foxtail millet) is the source of this 2359-nucleotide messenger RNA. RefSeq names its product putative methyltransferase At1g22800, mitochondrial. The transcript has 11 exons. Gene Ontology annotation, biological process: mitochondrial respiratory chain complex I assembly. The record is from RefSeq and is a predicted model, not a curated record. Gene Ontology annotation, molecular function: S-adenosylmethionine-dependent methyltransferase activity. Gene Ontology annotation, cellular component: mitochondrion. The coding region runs from base 847 to 1896 and encodes 349 amino acids. NCBI's taxonomy places the organism in Eukaryota, Viridiplantae, Streptophyta, Magnoliopsida, Poales, Poaceae.